CCUCUGCAUUGCUCUUGGGACAAUUCUGCCUGCAGAAGCAUGUUCUGAUGCUGAGAUUAGAGAGAUGCGGGCCGCCUGGCAGAUUUAUGGUAAACAACUACAUGACACAAAAAACGAACUGUCAAAAGUCAAAGCCGAAGUGGUGGAACUGAAAGCAAAGCAAGAGAAAGGAAUGAUAGCCUUCUCCGGAGCUCUUCCCAAUGGAAUAAGAGAUGAAGCACAUUUGCGUUACACACGACUCUUCACCAAUGUUGGGAAUGCUUACAACUCCACAACAGGAGACUUCACUGCUCCAGUGAAGGGAGUCUACUUCUUUACCUUCGUCAUCCUUGCCUCCAACAGCCGCAACAGCGGCGCCAUUCUCACCAGGAACGGUGAUGUGGUGCUCACGUCUCAUGACUUGAAAGGGAGCGGAGAUCCCACUGACACGACAACCAACUCGGUGGUUCUGCAGCUGGAGGCGGGAGAAAAUAUCUCAAUGCAACAGUGGUUGGGCUCACGUCUCUAUGAAACCAACAACAAGCACAACACCUUCAGCGGGUUUCUGCUCUUUGCUUUGUAG
This is a messenger RNA of Engraulis encrasicolus (European anchovy), 562 nucleotides long. Its product is annotated as complement C1q-like protein 2. NCBI's taxonomy places the organism in Eukaryota, Metazoa, Chordata, Actinopteri, Clupeiformes, Engraulidae. Bases 65 to 562 code for a protein of 165 amino acids. The record is from RefSeq and is a predicted model, not a curated record. Gene Ontology annotation, molecular function: protein binding. The transcript has 4 exons.